Molecule: messenger RNA, 8761 nt
Organism: Cydia fagiglandana
Lineage: Eukaryota; Metazoa; Arthropoda; Insecta; Lepidoptera; Tortricidae
Gene: Crag
Product: DENN domain-containing protein Crag
Exons: 35
Coding region: 248-5173 (1641 amino acids)
Biological process (GO): regulation of Rab protein signal transduction
Cellular component (GO): cytoplasmic vesicle
Molecular function (GO): protein binding
Source: RefSeq, a predicted model, not a curated record
UAGUCGUCCAAUCUGAAAAGCAAAAAUGACGUUUGUGAUGCACCUGUGUUUUAUUUUAUUUAAUUCAGUUAAUGGUUCUUUAAAAACGCAAUAAGUUAAUAAGAAAAGUGAGAAUGUUUACUUCAUGUAUAAGCCGUCAUCUAAAACUAACCAUCGGCAAUAAAACGAACUCAUAAUUCACUUAAAGGGUUUCAAACCAUGUUAUUGUGUGACUAUUUUCAAGGGUAGUUGAAGUUAAUUUAUAAGCAUGGAUGAGAAGAGAGUGGCGGAUUACUUCGUAAUCGCGGGGCUGCCCGAGACCCCGGAGUUACUGGACGAUUCUGACUCUGGACAUCUGAAGGGAUACAGUACAAAAGCACCAAUAACAGACAUCAGUGUCGUGUUCCCGAGUUUCGGCGAAACCGUUCCCAAUGGUUACGAACUGAUCGAGACAACGCCGAGUGGACUACCCGCUGACCUCAACCAUGGCUCAAUACGGACGCCAGAGUGUUUCAUCUGCAUACGACGGGGGCGGGACAGAGCGCCGCUGGUUGAUAUCGGCGUCAUGUACGAAGGCAAAGAGCGUCUCAUGGCCGACGCUGAAAUGGUGCUCGAGUCCGUCGGCCAACGUCUAGCCAACGUCAACAACUCCACAGCGAAGACGUUCAUAACGUACCGACGGGCACACGCCGGCGCGCCGUGCAACGCGCUGGUGGUGGUCGAUGUGUGCGUGAUUAUAGCCAGCAAGGGAGAAUGCCCGCCGCACGCCUUCUGUAUGAUCGCCAAGAACCUUAACAAAGGUCUGAUGGGCAGCGACGUUUUUCUCUGUUACAAGAAGUCAAUGAACCGUCCACCUUUAAUAGCUUACAAGCCAGAAGUACUAUUUAGGUAUCCAAUGACCGAGCGUCGCAGCCUCGCCUUCCCCACGUCCGUGCCAUUAUUCUGUCUGCCCAUGGGCGCCACUCUGGAGCUGUGGCCGACCAACGCCGCCACACCUAAGCCUGUCUUCUCCACCUUUGUGCUCACAGUCGCCGAUGCCACUGACAAGGUAUACGGUUCAGCGGUGACGUUCUACGAGACCUACCCCCACAGUCAACUCACGGAAAGCCAAAUGGAGCUCCUAGGCUGGCGGCUCGGGAUCUCACACACCACACACUCCGUCCACGUCAGCAAGAGCAUCUGCCUGCUGUCCCGGUGGCCGUUCAGCGAUACCUUCGAGCGGUGGUUGCUGUAUAUACUUGAAAUGUCGUGGAGUAAACAACCGCUAACUAUACCAAUAGAGAGAUACAUAACACAUUUGUUGGAAGAAGUGCCAUUCCCCGAGCCCAGGAUAUUGCUGCAGUUGUCACCGACAAACGCGAGCGACCGGGUGAUAGUGACGCGACGCGACGACCAACCUUUGGUGCGGAGCGGCGCGGGGUUCCGACAGUUACUGCUCAACCUGGGCCCAGACAACUGCCAGCUCCUGCUGGCUUUAGCCAUUACUGAGCAGAAGAUUCUCAUACACUCACUCAGACCGGAUACCCUGACUGCAGUCUCAGAAGCCGUCUCAAGUCUACUGUUUCCGUUCAAAUGGCAGUGCCCUUACAUACCACUCUGUCCUUUAGGUUUAGCAGAAGUAUUACACGCGCCGUUGCCAUAUUUAAUCGGUGUUGACUCGAGAUUCUUUGAUCUCUACGAACCUCCGCCCGACGUGACGUGUGUCGAUUUAGAUACCAAUAAUAUUACAAUAUGCGAGUCACAACGCCACAUAUCAAUCAAACUGUUACCCAGACGACAAGCGAAAGCUUUACGGCAAACUUUAGAAGUAUUAUACAGCAAUAUACGACCGGCAUCACCCGUCCACCACUCCGGAAACAGUAAAUACAAUGGCGAACCCACAACGAGUUUAGACAGAGACUUCCAAAGAAGAAAGAAGGAGUACGCCCUAGAACUGGAGAUCCAAGAGGCGUUCCUCCGUUUCAUGGCGGUGACGCUGCAGGGGUACCGCGCGUACCUCAUACCCAUCACGAAGGCGCCCACUGUUGGGACCACGGACCCCCACGCCCUGUUUCAUAUGGACGCCUUCAUACGGUCAAGGGACAAGACGCAACAACGCUUUUUCACACUAAUGAUGCGAACGCAGAUGUUCACGCGUUUCAUCGAAGAACGUUCGUUCGUGUGCGACGUGGACCAAGGACUGCCGUUCUUCGACGAGUGUAUAGAACGAGUCGCGUGCGGCGACAGCGGCUCGCUGCUGGGCACGGACACGAGCAACGCGUCCGAGCGGACCGUGUUCGUGCUGCCGCCGAACCCGUUAGAGGACGGUGAAACCUACACGUACUCCAAAUUCGAAUUGGACCCGGCGCUGCUGGCGAAGUGCGGGCCGGGGCGCGGGGGCGGCGGCGGGGGCGGGGGCGGGGGCGGGGGCGCGCCGGCCCCCGGCCCCGGCGCCGGCGCGCUGCAGGCCGCCGCGCGCUCGGCGCUCGCGUCCGCCGAGUCGCUCGGCGACGCCUCCCCCAUGGCCAGGCGGACCAAGCAGGAGAUCGCCGCGGCACAGAGAUUGGCGCGCAAAGCCAGCCUGUCACCCGAAGCGUGGGCGAAGUGUCUCCUCGGCGCGUGCUACUCCCUGUAUUUCCUAUCGCUCCCGAGCCGAAUGAUGCUCCUCCGCGGCAAGGAACAGGCCACUCUGACAGCGGCCUACGAACUACUGGAGAAGGCGACGAAGUUGCGGGUGCCUUGUGACGAAGUAUGCUACCGCGUCAUGAUGCAACUGUGCGGCAUCCACUCCCUGCCGGUAUUUGCCGUGCGUCUCCUCUUCCUGAUGAAGCGCGCCGGCCUGCAACCUAACGCGCUCACGUACGGCUAUUACAACCGCUGCGUUCUCGAGGCGCCGUGGCCGCAUGACAUGCCCAGUGGUUCUCAACUGCUGUGGAACAAGCUUCGCAUAGCGGUGAUGGGCGCGGCUCUGUUCCGAAAAGCAGGCGCUCAGCGGGCCAAUCGCGCUGCCGGCUCGGGACUCUCGUCUGGAAGUGUAGGCACGCUGCCGCGAGUGGUAUCCGCGGCGGGCAUGGACGGCGACUUGAGCGGGCUCGCCUUGGCCGCGUGUGAACCCGCACACAGCCGGACUAGUCUUGACGAAGCGAGUGCGCGCGAAAUGGAAGCCGCGUCAUCAGCAUUCGAGGCACUAGUGCGGCGCGGCAACAUCGUGCAGCAACAACCCGCCAGGCCGCAUAAACAUGCGCUCUCCACCGCUGCCGGCAUACUCAUAUCAGGCUUACCUUCAAAUCCAGACUUGUGUGAAGCGGCGCGACCGAGAAGUAAUUCAUUAGGAAAUGAUGACACAACGAAUAGCGUUACGAUAACUGAAAAACGACAGACGAUACACGUGAGCCCGGACAGUCCGUCGGACCUUCGAAUAUUGACGCGGUCCGAGAGCUUCGCUGGGGACGCGCAAAUUGUACAGAACUUGCAGAGGCUUUCGUUUUCUAGCAGUACAUCGAAUGUAAAGUCUCGGUGUUCGCGAACACUGAGUUUCCCCGAGGAGCCUGAAAAAGAGGAGGCGGCGGCCGAGCCCUCUGAGGAACCAGAAGGGUCUCCACUAAAGUUAUCCCCCCGCACGCCGGUGCUGGCGGACGACCCGCUGGGCGCGCUGCGCGGCCCCGCGCCGGAGUCGCCGCCCCCCGCGGCGCCGGCGCGCGGCGUCCCCGCCCCGCCGCGCCGCGAGUACUCCGUCAGCCCCAAGCUGUUCCACCGCCGCAGCGACUCCUUCCAGGACGACGCGCCGCCCGACCAUGGGAAACUACACAGGAGCGAGACAGUCCCCGCCGGCACAGUGUCGUCCAGCCUCGCCAGCCUUGGGAACACGCUCAAGAUCAGCUUCGGACGCUAUUCGCCCGGCCGGUUGUCUUUACGCAAAGAGAACAUGAACAUCGGAAAGGCGAUUGUUGAAAACUACUUCAGUCCCACAAGCAUAGCGGGCAAGAAAUCCAACGAGCUCCUGCAGAGCGGGCUCUCCAGCCUUAAGUCCGCCGCCACGAGUAUGGCGAAGAAGUUCGACGAGAUGAAAGAAGUCAUAUCCGCGAACUCGACGCCUGUGAAGGGGGCCAUUGGAAACGCUACCAGCGCGCUAACGAGUUUCAUGGAGGACGAUUCUACGGAUGGCUCGUCGGAGAUUAAUCCGGAUGAAUGGACGGGCGGCAUGCAUUUCAGGAGAGCGUCGAGCGACGCGGAACUAGCGUGCGCUAUGGAGCGCGGCUCACUAGCCACCCUGCUCUCGCAUUUACCGGACAACCUGUAUCCACAACAAGCGGAAAACACAAACACAUCGGCCACAGUAACAGCCCACUUGUGCUCGUGCUCGCAAUGCCACCAAUGCUACGCGCUGCUAUACGACGAGGACAUCAUGGCGGGCUGGGCGGCCGACGACUCCAACCUGAACACGCGCUGCACCGCCUGCGGCCGCCACACCGUGCCGCUGCUCUCCGUGCAGAUAAUGCGCGAGGGUCAGACGCAAACGGAAACUGUCAGCGUGCCUUAUUUAAAUCCAUUGGUGCUAAGGAAAGAAUUCGAAUCUAUAUUAGGUAGAGAAGGAGACUCGUGUCUCCUGGAGAAGGAGUUCGUGGAAUCGCACCCGAUCGUGUACUGGAACCUGGUGUGGUACCUGGAGCGUGCCAACAUCGAGAGCCACCUACCGGACCUGCUGUGUACCAACUACCCGGCCAUGUACCAGGGCGAUGUUCCUGAAGAAAACAGCGGGUGCCAAGUAGUGUGCAGCUGGGACUUGGUGCGGCUGCACGGCGAGGCGGGCACGGCGCUGCACCGCGCGUGGCGCCUGCAGCGCGCGCAGCAGCAGCGCUCGCGCGCGCUGCAGGCGCUGCUGCUCACCGACACCGCGCAGGCCAACAAAGUGGUGCUGGCGGUCCUGGACGGGCUGCUAAGCAACGACUUGGUCGACGCGCUGCGGCGGCUCGCCGCGUGGCGGGAGAACACCACUGGCAACAAGCGAUACCAUUCAUUUUUCAGAGACAUACUGUUCCUCGCGAUGGCCGCGCUCGGUGAAAACAACAUCGACCUGAUCGCGUUCCAGCGCGAAUAUUCGCGCGCGAUCACACAGCUCGGAGGCUCGCUGCGUCCACACGACUACCCGCCCACGCCUACCGCCGUGUGCUGCCGGCAUUACUUCCGGCGCCUGCGGCUCGCGCAGGAGGACUGACCGAGGGCGCUGCGCGGCCGAGCCGAGCGAGGACUCUUAUAAACAUGAGUCUGCAUGUAAGAUUCAUUGAAUGUAUUAUACUGUCUGCGAAACAAACUGCUGACCGGGGUCCUAUAACUUCUCAUUCACACUGACAUGGUCAUAGCAAGACUGGAAGAGGCAGUAAUGUGACUCUUAUAGUGUAAAAUCAAAUUCGUGUCGCUUUGAAUUUGACAGCUAAUAAUAUGUAUAGAUGGUGUUGUACGGCUCCAUGAGUAAGUCUGAUUGUCAAAAGUUGACGAUUAACAAUUCAGUUACCACAAAACCUAUGUAAACUUAUGUAUGUAGGCGAGGGCCUUACAGCGCCAUCUUCUUCGGCUGCCAUAAUAUGAACCUUUGCAUCAGUCAACGUCAAAAAUAUGCAUGCACUCGCCUUAAAAUAAAUAUAUAAAAGUGUAAUCAUAUUCUUGACCGCACGAAAGCUCCUCAUGUACGUUGACAUCGACUAAUAGUUCAGUCAUUAUAUCCAAAAAACCGACCCUACCCGUGAAUAAUUAGUUCUUGGAUUUUUUUUCGUAGGUUCCUCGGGGGGGUCAUUGGGAGUAUAAAUUCAAAAAGUAGACUGAAUCAGGCUCCUGCGUAUAUUCGAAAAACGGUUUUUCUUGAAUAACCCGGCCAUUUUUGAUUUUACAGUAAAACCGUGAGGACAAAAAUUGUAGGAAAUUUGAUUCUCUACAAGUUUGGUCCUCACAAUUUUUCUUCUAGGAUCGAUAUUUUGGAAAUUAGUAUUUGAAAAAAAGCGACAAAGUCAAAAUUUAAUUCUCUACAAGUUUAGUCCUGUUCAUUUAUGCCGUAAAGUUGAAAAUAAACAAGAUGAUGAAAAUGUUUUGAAUUUGUCGCUUUUUCCAAUUUAAUUUCCAAAAUAUCCACCCUAGAAGAAAAAUUGUCAGGACCUAACUUGUAGAGAAUCAAAUUUCCUACAAUUUUUGUCCUCACGGUUUUACUGUAAAAUCAAAAAUGGCCGAGAUAUUCAAGAAAAACCGUUUUUCGAAUAUACGCAGGAGCCUGAUUCAGUCUACUUUUUGAAUUUACACUCCCAAUGACCCCCCCGAGGGACCUACGAAAAAAAAUCCAAGAACUAAUUAUUCACGGGUCAAAAUCUAAUGACUGAACUAUAAAAGAGAUUGGUAAAAACACGACAUCCGUCCUUUUCUCACUAUUUUAUUAGCUUAAGGAUGUUUUUGUGUGGAAGUGUGUCGUGUACUUUAAUAUUAAACUACUUUACAGGUGUAGUGCAUAAUUGUUUUUCAUCGUAUUUCUUGGAAACGUUCGUAUUUGUCGUGCUACUUACUUCAGUCAACCUCAGUACUUUUUGUACCGACACUGACUGAAAUAGCAAGACUCGUUCUUACGUUUCCGUGAAAAUACGAUGGAAAAUAAUUAUGCACUACAGUAUCUACAUAUGACGUGUCAAGAAGAAAAUGGCAAUGUGUUCCGAGUAUGGCAAAAGAAUAGACAAUAAGUCCUGCUUGUAUGCACCUAAAUGUAUGAGGCAUGACGAUUAUUGAUUUUAAAAUCUUCAGAAUAUUAGUUAUAAUGAAAUAUGACGACGACGACAUAGAUAUACCUAUAAUUUUUGGGCAUACUCAUUCAUACUCUUUCCUAUCAAAAGAGGCCCAGCCACACAACGCAGUUACAAACCAAGAGAAUUGCUGACAUCUUGAAUAAAAUAAGUAAAACAAUUCACAUAUUGAAAAUUCGAUUUCAAUGCAUCUAAAAGCUAUCUUCACCUUGACUUUUCAAAUUAAAUGUAAAUUUUAUGGCACGUGCUACGCAUACGUAGGUGGAGUUUUAGAGCUUUAAUAGGGAUAUGUAUGCAUUCUUACUGCCAAGUUUGUGCAAAGUUAACGUGGUCAGAUAUACCCUACUGUAGCUGGGUAAAAAAAUCAAAAUCACAUCACGACCGCAUGUUGUCGUCUAAACUAAAACCUUUCGGGUUGCAUAUCGGAUAGUGUUAGAAAUGUGGGUGCUACGGACAAAGUGAUUCGGAUAGCCAUACUGAAAUAAAAUUGUACAUAUUUCAAUUGUAUAUAUUGAUAAAUCUUCGCAUUUCGCAUUCUUGAUUGCAGACAACUGUAUCACAGUCAACAUGAAGCGGAUCAAUCAAUAUUUAAUAUCUGUCAAAAUUACAUAAUGAUAGAAGUAUUGCUUCUGGAGAGGAAUUCACUUCAUUUUGUCUUCGCUUUUUAUAUAUGUUAUAUGUAUAGUUCAAGUAGAUAUAUUGCUUUUGAGUGAUUUCACUAAACAGUUAAAUUCGUAAACGAAUGGUACGUAUUAUUCUAUGUAUUCUAGUCGCAUUAUUUGUCACGAACUAGAAAGUUUUGGAUGUUAUCUUUAAUAUUGGGCACUGUCGUUUUGUAUGCAUUGUUUUAAAUUAAAUGCACUAGAACUAGAGAAUCUAUAGUAACAAUAUUAUUUUGUAGUUAAAGAGGAAGGGAGAGUUUCUAUAUUGGGUCCUUUCUCGCGUUAUUAAAUAAAAAUAAAUAAAUAUGUAAUACAAUGCCAAUGGGCAUGAUACUGACGAACUUGGAAGUUUAAUAAACUAUUUCUGCACGAUUUGUAUAUAUUUUUUACAAAUAAUGCGACUGCCAAAAUUCAAAAGUAUUCAUGAAGGUGUCAAUAUAGCUAUAUUAAUGUUUUUACAUUAAAUAAACUGCUUUUGACAGUAAUGUAUAAUAAACUAAAAUAUAUACAAUUUGUUAAACAAAUAAAUGCAUACUACAGGCCUAUAAUAAUCCUUUGGCCUACAAUAAAUUGGAUAUCUGGGACCCGUUUUUCAAAAGCUUGUAACUUGUAAUACAAGUGGAAGUCUCUUUCUAACAAGAUCUGUCAAAAAGUGACAUCCGCUUGUAUUACAAGUUACAAGCUUUUGAGAAACGGGUCCCGUGUGAUUUAAAUGAUAAUGUCAUUAAAACUGUUCUUUUAACCAUUGUAAUAUUUCUCACUGACAUUAAGUUUUUGUACUCAAUACUCAAUGAUAGUAAUACAUGAAGAGUUGAUGCAUACACAAUAUUUUUACGGAUAUAAUCCAGUGUUUAAAGGUUUUUCUUUGACAAAUUUUAUUCUUAAUUAAGGAACAUUUGAAUCAACAUGAGACUUAUUUUGAUGAUGUAGAUUUUAAAGACAUGAGGCAAUUUUAUGGCAAUAUUAUAGUUUUUAACAUAACAGUUAAGUAUGUUGCCAAGCGUGGAAAUGGAUGUAUAUUUUGGCAUGUUGUGGAAAACUGUAUAUUCAAUGGUUUUAGCUUAUAUUUAUUUGCCUCGAGUGAUCAUUAUGAGCCAUAUUUUAUGUUCCAAUCAAUGUUGUACAAUCAUAUAGUCAUUCAGAUAUAUUUUUACAUUUAAAUAUGCUGUAAUAACAUUUAGUCUGAUCAAAGGUUUUGUUAUAAUUAAGAUCUUGUAGAAUUGUGUAAAAUACAUGCAAUUUAUAUCAAUACACUAUGUUAGUUGCAACAUAAAAGUAUUGAUAAAAAAGUAGUUAUUUUAUUUUGAUUGAGAAGUAUAAUGAAAACAUAUAAUUUUUAUAUAAAAAUAUAUAAAUAAGGCUUCA